Messenger RNA from Anarrhichthys ocellatus (wolf-eel), 2519 nucleotides. It is a transcript of the gene sele, whose product is annotated as selectin E. The transcript is spliced from 12 exons. NCBI's taxonomy places the organism in Eukaryota, Metazoa, Chordata, Actinopteri, Perciformes, Anarhichadidae. Gene Ontology annotation, biological process: cell adhesion. Gene Ontology annotation, cellular component: membrane. Bases 75 to 2000 code for a protein of 641 amino acids. The record is from RefSeq and is a predicted model, not a curated record.
AUCUCAUCCUCAGACGUGAAGAGACUAAAGAAAUACUAAGAGUCUUUUGCCAGUUAUCACACAUACCACUUAAAAUGGAGUUCUGCUUUGGAUUACUUCAGACCCGCAGACCUAAGACCUCAUGGAUCGGCUUGAUCUUUCUUUGCUCAAUGAUGUGCACGUGGACUAGUGUAGAGUGCUGGUCCUACUACUACUCUAACACCACCAUGACUUGGCCGGAAGCCCGAGCCUGGUGCCAGAAGAACUACACAGACAUGGUGGCCAUCCAGAACCAGGAGGAGAUCGGGCAUCUCAACAGCUGGCUGCCCAAGAAAAGCAACUACUACUGGAUUGGAAUACGCAAGGUCAACAAUGUCUGGACCUGGGUAGGAACCAACAAGACUCUGACAGCGGAAGCAACCAACUGGGCAAAGGGCGAGCCAAACAACGGCAAAAAGAGACGUAUUAGUCACGUGAGCGAGGAUUGUGUGGAGAUGUACAUUCAAAGGGAAUGGCAGGCCGGAAAAUGGAAUGAUGAGAGGUGUGGAAAUUUGAAGACCGCUCUUUGCUACACAGCUGCCUGUAAGAACGACUCGUGCCGCUAUGGAGACUGUGUAGAAACCAUCAACAGCCAUGAGUGCGCUUGCUUUGAGGGCUUUUACGGAGAGAGGUGUGAGCAAGUUGUCCAGUGUAACAAAGAGGAGGUGACCGUUCCAUAUAAAGGAAGUGUAGAUUGUGUUCAUAAGUAUGGAAACUUCUCUUACGACUCCUUGUGCCAGUAUUCAUGCGAGGAAGGAUACCAGCUGAGUAUGUCAAGACCCCUGACGUGCACUGCCUCCAAAAAGUGGUCCGAGCAGCCUCCUACAUGUGAAUUGGUCCAGUGUCAGGUGCUGUCAAGUCCAGCAAGAGGAUCCAUGAAGUACUCCGAUCCUCUGGGCUCCUCCAGCUACCAGUCCACCCGUGUGUUUACCUGUGAUGAAGGCUACGUACUUGCUGGUUCCCCAUCUAACACCCUGCUAUGUGAAGCCUCAGGAAUUUGGAAUGCUUCACAGCCGCUUUGUCUCGCUGUCCAGUGCCCGUCUCUCCAGCAGCUGGACAAUGAAUUUGUCAGCUGUGGGGACGAUGCAGAUGUGAUGUUCAGCUACGGAAACACCUGUAGCUUCAGCUGUGCCCCCGGCUACCGCCUGGUGGGACCGAGCAAGGUGACAUGCACGUCAGCAGCUGUGUGGAGCGAGAGGAAGCCUCGCUGUGAAGCCAUCACUUGCCAGAAUCCAGAGGUAGGAGCUCACCUCAUCCCCCAGUGCAGCCAACCUUUGACUGAACUGCGGCCAAACUCCACCUGCAGCUUCAGCUGUGAGGCAGGCUUUGACCUGCAGGGAGCGCACAGCACUCAGUGUUCUGAGGACGGACAGUGGAGUAAUGCCAUACCUACCUGCAAAGCAAUAGGGUGUCCUGCUCCUGAGAUCCCAACAAGUGCCCAGAUCAGUUGCAGCCCUUCUCUGUCUUCACCUGCUUCUGCUGUGACCCCCCAUCCACUUGGUAUGGUCUGCAUGUUCAGCUGUGAUGAAGGCCAUGAGCUGCAGGGUGCACUCAGCAUGAAGUGUGCAAAUCCAGGCCGGUGGACCGCCGCACCACCAAACUGCACAGCAGUGAGAUGCCCAUCGCUCGAGGCUCCUGAAAACGGUCACAUCAACUGCUCAAACAGUGAGCCAGUGUUCAACUCACAGUGCUCCUUCACAUGCAAUCAAGAUUACUUAUUAGACGGACAUGAGCUGCUGACCUGUGAUCGGCAUGGCAAUUGGACUACUGGACAGAAACCCACCUGCCAAGCUCCCCCAUCUCUGGUCACUGCCAUUGCUUCUGGUCUGGCCACAGGGGGCGCUCUGUUGUCUGGUCUGUCUCUGGCUGUGUGGAUCCUGAAACGACUGAAACAGAGAGCAACCAAGUUUGAGCUUAACAGCAACUCUGACAUAGAGGACCCUCCACAAGUCUACAAAAACAGCAUUGGCAGCCUCAUUUAGAACACAGUCAUCUUCUUCAGAGACAACUAAGGAUAACUGAAUUUAUCUCUAACAAUAACUGUAUGUGAGUCACCAGUCAUCGUAAUGUGAACAAUAUCAAUACAUUACAUUAGUAUUAAACUUGUUAACAGGAACACUGAAUAUGUGAGAGCUAUCUUAUGGCGAGAGGAGAGGGUUUUUCAGACCAUUGCAUUUGAUCGUUGUAUUAUGUUUUGUUGAAUCUUACGAUUUGCUCUGUAAUUUUGUUGUUAUUAUUAUGUACUGUAUUUCCUCCCAAAGGGAGAUUUAUAUUGAACACAUUGUUCUAAAGCUAUGCUGGAAAGUUGGCUCUAUUCAUGUUAUCGUAAAUAUUACAUAACGCCAAGAAUGCCAUGUCGUACAGAACUGUGAAUAAUUUUAGUAUUUCGGUAUUUAUGUACUAUUUAUUUAACCGAUGGUUAUUGCAUUUGAAAUGCUCAUUCAUAUAUCUGUAUUCUUAAAGCAGUGCUGAUUUGUAUUCAUAAUAAAACUUGAAACUUU